This is a messenger RNA of Myotis daubentonii (Daubenton's bat), 2585 nucleotides long. RefSeq names its product VPS37C subunit of ESCRT-I (gene VPS37C). The record is from RefSeq and is a predicted model, not a curated record. Gene Ontology annotation, biological process: ubiquitin-dependent protein catabolic process via the multivesicular body sorting pathway; protein targeting to vacuole; protein targeting to membrane. NCBI's taxonomy places the organism in Eukaryota, Metazoa, Chordata, Mammalia, Chiroptera, Vespertilionidae. Gene Ontology annotation, cellular component: ESCRT I complex.
CGUGAUAGCGGGACGAGCGACGUGGAUCCCGCUCCCAGACCCGGAAGUUGGCAGGUGUCACAUCCGGCAGGAGGGGGCGGGCCUCCCGGACCCGGAAGUGUGGGCGUGGGCUGUGGUUUCACCCGCGGCUGUGGCGGCGCGGCUGCGGCCCCGGCAGGGAGCGAUGGAGACCCUGAAAGACAAGACCCUGCAGGAGCUGGAGGAGAUGCAGAACGACCCGGAGGCCAUUGACCGGCUGGCCCAGGAGGCCCCUGAGGUCCAGGACCUUCAGCUGGAGCGCGAGAUGGCGCUGGCCACCAACCGCAGCCUGGCCGAGCGGAACCUGGAGUUCCAGGGCCCCCUGGAGAUCAGCCGCUCGAAUCUCUCGGACAAGUACCAGGAGCUCCGGAAGCUUGUGGAGCGGUGCCAGGAGCAGAAGGCCAAGCUGGAGAAAUUCUCGUCGGCGCUGCAGCCGGGGGCCCUGUUAGACCUGCUGCAGAUCGAGGGCAUGAAGAUAGAAGAAGAGUCUGAGGCCAUGGCUGAGAAGUUCCUGGAGGGCGAGGUGCCCUUGGAGACGUUCCUGGAGGACUUCUCGGCCAUGAGGAGGCUGGCGCACCUGCGCCGUGUUCGCGUGGAGAAGCUCCAGGACGCGAUGAGGAAGCCCAGAGCUUCCCAGCAGCCCGCGGGCGCCAGCACCCCUCCUCUCCGCCCACCCCCCCCAUCUCGCCCGGUCCCCGCGGCCACCCCCCCUGCGGCGGAGGAGCAGCCACCCCCACCCCCGCCGGCGUCGGGGGUGCCUCCCUACCCUCUGCCCUACAGCCCGUCUCCCGGCUUGCCCAUGGGCCCCACCGCCCAGGGCGCGCUGCCGCCCGCACCCUUCCCCGUGAUGUCCCAGCCCUCCUUCUCCUACAGCGGGCCUUUGGGCCCCCCUUUCCCGUCAGCCCAGCCGGGGCCCAGGGCUGCUGGGGGCUACUCUUGGUCCCCACAGCGGAGCACGCCGCCCCGGCCUGGCUAUCCCGCGCCUGCCUCUGGUGCCUCUGGCCCCGGGUACCCCUUGUCGGGGGGCCGGGCUCGCAGUCCUGGUUACCCUCAACAGCCCUCCUACCCCGCGGCGGGAGGAAAACCUCCUUACCCGACGCAGCCCCAGUUCCCCAGCUUCCCGGGCCAGCCCCAGCCCACAGGCCCCCCUCAGCCUCCCUACCCCCGCGGGCCGGCCCCUCCCUACGGGUUCCCGCCGCCUCAGGGUCCUGCCUGGCCUGGGUAUUAGGGCCCUGGCCUCGGCCCUCCCCUCCUUCCGCCUGAACCGCACCGUUGGCCCCCCCUCUGCUGAGAUUCAAGGUUAGAUUGGAAGUGGAGUUGGCUCACCCCAUGGACUUGGGAUCCUGCAGGCCCCGGAAAGGCACAGGCGGUCACAGCGCUGCCAGGUGGGGAGUCCAUGCCUCCCCAUGGCGUCUGCAGGAGCCGCUGUGCGCCCGCGACGGCUGCUGUGUCUGCCUCCCGCUCUGAACAGUGCGCCGGCUCUGGGGGCGGCUGGUCUCGGCCCCUGCUCACCCCGCCCCGGGUUGGCAUAGUCCCCGUGGUGCCCGCACCCAGGGGUGUAGCUCUGUGUCUCUCUGGUCCAUUCGAGGGUGGCCCGCCCCUCAUACAUGGUCAGGGUUGGGUCGAGGGGAGAACAGUUAGGAAACACCCUUCAUGAUUUUAAGUCAAAAAGCCAUAACUGGGCUCUGACGGGCUGGUGUGGGAUAAGCUCGCACUGUGUGCGGUCUGAGGGACAGCAGCCGAGCAGCGCGUGGGAAGACGGGGUCGUGAGGGUGGGCCAGACCUCGCCUGCGCUGGUCAGGGAUCCUGGGGGUACCUCGGGCCCUCUGGCUGGACAGGAGGGAGCAGCUCUGGCCCAGGAGGUCAUGGCCCCGUGGGGGCUCGGUUAGGAGUGGGGCCAGGUGCCUCCCCAGCCACCCUCUCCUGGUGGACCUUGCCCAAGGCCCGCCCAGCUGUCCACCUCUCAGUGCCUUGAGUCUCCUUCGAACCACCCCGCCCUCGGCCCCUCCUGGCUCCCCGAUGGAAUUCCCCACCCCACCCCCUCCGAGAGACAUCAGAAGACGCCUGACCGUGCCUCCCGUGGCGCUAGGACACCUCACACGUCAGAGUCUCAUCCUCAGAAUGUCAAGGGCAAGGAUCUGCCUCCGCACCAGCUCAGCACCUGGGGGGCAGCACGUUCAGCCAUGAAAACCACAGACCGCGGGUGUGAGCACACAGCACGGGCUGGGGGGUGGGAGUGAGCCAGGUCUCGAGGCAGAGCCUGGAGCUGCUACGGGGGGGCGGGGGGGGGUCCUAUGUGCCUUGAAACAUCCACGGCACGGCACCGGCGGCUGGGGCCUGCAGGAGACGACCUUCUGGUGCUGGCGCGGCAGUGGGUGCACGUGCAGCAGCGGGUGCGCGGCAAGAGGCUCGCUUCGCGACGGGGCCCCUGCCCAUCGUGCGUGCUUCUCAUAAGCUAUUUAUAAAGUGGAAUCACUAACGGGCUCUGCGGGGCCCAGUGCGUUGGAACUGGACAGCGAUCGCUUGUGUGUUGUAUAAAUAAUUGCCAAUAAACCGAGGAGCUCUGC